Messenger RNA from Zingiber officinale, 740 nucleotides. RefSeq names its product protein CURVATURE THYLAKOID 1A, chloroplastic-like. The transcript is spliced from 5 exons. Lineage: Eukaryota; Viridiplantae; Streptophyta; Magnoliopsida; Zingiberales; Zingiberaceae. The record is from RefSeq and is a predicted model, not a curated record. The coding region runs from base 73 to 576 and encodes 167 amino acids. Gene Ontology annotation, cellular component: thylakoid; chloroplast thylakoid membrane.
AAAGUAACGACGGCGGCGAGGAAAGAGCUAGCCCGGUACAGGACACAGAUCGAGUCGACCGGAAGAAGCUCUAUGGCGGCGAUGGCCCUUGCAGCGUCAUCUCCAGCAAAUGCUCUCAGCUGGCCUCGCCCUCCUUCCGCCGCUCAACGGGCCACCCUCUUCCUCCUCCCGCCGCCGCCUCGCCGUUGCUUCUCGUCGCAACCCCUCCAUCUUCCCUCCUCCCAUUCACAAGAAGCUCGCCCUCUAUCGUCGCUGCGGGUAAGAGCAUCCUCUUCCGAAGACUCAUCCAGCGUCGUAGGGGACGAUCUUCUUGCCGAUUUGAAGGAAAAAUGGGAUGCCCUGGAGAACAAAUCCACCGUGCUCUUAUACGGAGGAGGCGCGCUCGUUGCGCUCUGGCUAUCUUCCAUCCUUGUCGGUGCCGUCAACUCUGUUCCCCUGCUUCCAAAGAUCAUGGAGUUAGUAGGGCUUGGCUAUACUGGUUGGUUUGUAUAUCGUUACCUACUUUUCAAGGAAAGCAGAAAAGAACUAGCAAAUGACAUUGAUGUUUUGAAGAAGAAGGUUGCUGGAACAGAGUAAUUUAUAGGUCAGGAGGCAACAGAGUAGUUCGAUUGAAGUGUACGAGAUCGACUACAAUUGUGCGCUCAUUAAUAUUUAUGAUUUUGAAUUUUCUGCGUAAUGCUAGCAGUGAAUAUAAAUUUAAUUCAAAUAUAAAAGUUGCGUGCGUCCGAUUUCUGUGUCAA